Molecule: messenger RNA, 2641 nt
Organism: Aureobasidium musti
Lineage: Eukaryota; Fungi; Ascomycota; Dothideomycetes; Dothideales; Saccotheciaceae
Source: the annotation of a GenBank genome assembly
AGAGUCCUUCGUUGUUGACACAAUGUUGGGCCGUGGGAAGCCAGCAGCUUCCAUGCAGAAGACCUAUGACGAUUGUUAUUUGACAUGCUCGACUGCUGUGUAUUUCGAGGGGGAAGUGAAUCAGAACAACGAGGCCGAAGCUCUCCGAUCAUGGCGCAACGCACUGGAUCAAAUAUACUACCACAACGCCUAUCGCAUGCCUACCGGAUGGAGACCACGUUCCGAAACCGAGAAAGCCCUGCAGGAGUCAUUGCGACAGAUGGAGUUGCAAUGCAAAGAGCGUGUAGACCUACUUGAGGCACUUCGGCAGAGUCGGGAGGAAGCUGCGGAGGGAGAAACACAAGCAAAAGCAACAGCGUCUAGCACAAGCAUCCCACUCCAGGAAGGUGCAGACCAGAACAACAGUGGUGGUCUGGGUGGAGGAAGCAUCCCUCCAGUCGGCUACUCUGAUAUUUCGCGUCCUACGCCUCCCGCUCUUCCAACACGUAACAAGCGACCAUCUUAUACUUCGAAAUAUAGUUCUGGAACCGAUGUUCCAACCGUGCGCAGGUCGCCCUUACAAGCCGGCUCUGCCUUUACUCCAUCGUCAUCCAUGCUGGCUCCUCAAUCGUCGACUGGCCAGCGAAAAGGCUCGCGUACCCCUAGUCCGGAGAAGAGAGGAGGCAUGUUGAGGACUUUGCGCGCUGGCGGAAAGGAGAGAACGACUUCAUCCGGCAAACUAUCCAACGCUACCUUCAGAAAGCCUGCUGCUGCUUCGAAGGCCGCAACUCAAGCAUGGAGCAUUACUCAACGAAAUGCCAGCGUCGGCAGUCUAGAGCAAGCGAACGGACAUCUGGACGGCCCCUCUAGUUCUGCCACCGUUUGGGACCCCUACACGAGAACACUUGUGGAUCCUUCCAACUCUUCUCGACCUACUGCGCCUACACACACUGCUUCUGCUCCUCCAGCUGCCCUCCAUCCGACCAAUUCUCGCUCCUCUCAAGAACAGCAAAGACCUCCUCAAAAGCACAUACGACCACCCAGUCCAUCAGAUUACUUCGUCCAGCCAUCCGCUGCAAAUGGAUCCCACACUGAAUCGCAACGUCCGCCAUAUCCUGGUCAUUCUUUGUUGAACCCUGUACAACCAUCCCAAGCAUACGCCAGCAGCUCCGAACACCUGGGUCCACCCUCACCAAUAACUUCUCCGCGUCAACGACCCAAUGCCACCUUUACCGCUAACACUACCAAGGCGCGAAAGCAAUCACCUGUCCGAAGGAUUGAACCUGUCAGCUUACCGUCCUAUCGCAACGAGUAUCUCCCUGUGCAACCGAGCAAAUACAAGAAUCCUCCAAAUGCUAGGCCGCCCAAGACUUUGAAGGAUCUAGAGAAUCAGGUUUCGUCUUCGAUGCCGGCUGCAACAAAUCAAACGAAGCCAAAAGUAGCACCGCCGAUUCCUAGAAAAGCAGUCGGUGUAGUCAAUGCUGCAAAGGCGCGACAGCAAUUCGACGACAGAAACGUCUCAUCGGGGUAUAGUGCGGAUGAGCAUAGUAGUGGAAGAGAAAAUUCGACAAGAGUACGACGAAAGAAAACUGCUACUGUGGAAGAGGAAGCCCCUGCGCCCAUUGUCGAAUCCGUUACCGAACAUCCUGAAGCAUCCACGGAGCCGCAGAAUGAGUUGUCUGAGUGGGACGAACGCGUCAAGAAUCUCCUCAACAACUUACCUCGCGGAGUAGAUGAGGCAGCCGCGAAACAGAUCUUCAACGAGAUCGUGAUCCAGGGUGAUGAGGUACAUUGGGACGAUGUUGCAGGUUUGGAGAUCGCGAAGAGUGCACUGAAAGAGACAGUUGUCUAUCCUUUCUUGCGGCCAGACCUUUUCAUGGGACUUCGUGAGCCAGCACGUGGUAUGUUACUUUUCGGGCCACCAGGAACAGGAAAAACCAUGUUGGCCAGAGCGGUAGCUACGGAGAGCAAAAGUACCUUCUUCGCCAUUUCCGCUAGCAGUUUGACGAGCAAGUACCUCGGCGAGAGCGAGAAGCUCGUACGCGCGCUGUUCUCUGUUGCAAAGGCACUGGCACCAUCAAUCAUCUUCGUCGACGAAAUUGACUCACUGCUCUCAGCGCGUGGUGGGUCGAGCGAGCAUGAAGCUACUCGUCGGAUCAAGACCGAGUUUUUAAUUCAAUGGAGCGACCUGGCAAAAGCAGCUGCGGGCAAGGAAACAAGCGAGAAAGACAAGGAGCGAGGUGAUGCCAGCAGAGUGUUAGUACUGGCAGCUACAAACUUGCCCUGGGCGAUCGAUGAAGCAGCGAGAAGACGAUUUGUCAGAAGACAAUACAUUCCACUGCCCGAGGACUGGGUGCGCAAGCUGCAGCUCACGACAUUGAUGGCGGCACAGAAACAUAACAUCAGCGACGAAGAUCUGAACGAGCUGGUUUAUUUGACUGAAGGUUUCUCUGGUAGUGAUAUCACAGCUCUAGCCAAAGAUGCAGCCAUGGGACCUCUGCGUUCUCUGGGAGAGAAACUGCUACACAUGUCUCCAGACGAUAUUAGGCCGAUCGACGUCACAGAUUUCAAAGCGAGUCUGAUCAACAUCCGACCCAGUGUCUCGGCCUCUGGUUUGAAAGAGUUUGAAGACUGGGCUAAGGAGUUUGGUGAGCGUGGUGGU